Messenger RNA from Aspergillus glaucus CBS 516.65, 234 nucleotides. RefSeq lists its product as uncharacterized. The transcript has a single exon. Bases 73 to 231 code for a protein of 52 amino acids. The record is from RefSeq and is a predicted model, not a curated record. Lineage: Eukaryota; Fungi; Ascomycota; Eurotiomycetes; Eurotiales; Aspergillaceae.
CAGCGGUAUCUACUCAAGAAAGAGCGAAACAAGCAAAGCCAGAUAUCCCCAAGCUUACACAAAAAGAAAUCAAUGGUAUUGACCUUUUUACAAAAGCAGGGUGCUCAUCAACUCCAAGAUUAUUUGCAUGGAAAGCAUGAGAUACAGGGAAGUGAAGACUGGGUCCCCGGGGGGUUUAUGGAUUAUGUUUUGAUGGAGAGAAUGCCCAAAGUUAUGCCACCAGCGUACUGAGAG